AUGGCGGGUCUAAUUGGUGGAUUGGUUGCAGCAUGCCCAGGCGUACCGUAUGGGAUGCUGUAUACCAAAAUAUUGGAAAGAGAAAAAAUGAAGGCGCUAAUCCUAAACGAUCAAAAUUUUGAUCGAAGGAUGAUCAUUCAUUCAUAUGUAAAGAAAGAUCUGGAGUGGUGGUUGAAGAAUAUUCCAGUAGCAAAGAAUCCGAUUAGGUCAUUAAAUUAUAGGUUAGAGAUUUUCUCGGAUGCAUCGCUCACAGGGUGGGGUGCGCACUGCAACGGAGAAAAUAUUCACGGAUUUUGGUCUCAGGAGGAGAAGAAGUUACAUAUAAACCAGCUGGAGAUUAUAGCAGCGUUUUUGGCGCUUAAAAUUGACAAUACUACGGCGAUUUCGUAUAUCAAUCGUAUGGGGGGUGUACAAUACGUAGAACUCAAUCAAAGGGCUAAAGAUAUUUGGACUUGGUGUGAGAAAAGAAGAAUCUGGAUCUUUGCUUCCUACAUCCCCUCGCGGGAAAACACAGACGCAGACAGGGAAUCUAGAAGAGUCAAUGUAGAUACCGAAUGGGAGUUAGGAGCCCCCUUCUUUCAGACCAUAGUAGAAAGGUGGGGGUUUCCAGAAAUAGACUUGUUCGCAUCAAGGAGUAAUGCUAAGACCGAGGUGUUCUGCUCCUGGAAACGAGACCCAGAAGCUCGGUACAUUGACGCUUUUACAGUUAAUUGGAAUAAGGCUCAGGGAAUAGUGGUGGUCCCUCACUGGCCUACCCAGCCUUGGUUUCCCUUAUUUAAAUCAAUGCUAUUAGAAGAACUGUUGUAUUUUUCGCCCUCACCUAAGCUUCUGUUAUCUCCUUGCAGGGAGGCUCUCCGGCGAUCGUAUCAACAGAAACUAGUGCCAGCAGAAGCACCCUUAAAAACUGGUGGAGUUACUGCCAGAGUGAAAAGAGUGACCCCCUACAACCAGAUAGUUUUAAAAUACUUAACAUUUCGAUUCAAUCAGGAGGCAUCAUACGGCACACUUAAUUCAGAGAGAUCAGCGAUUAAUCUGAUAAGCACGAUAGACUUGGGUAGUGAUCCUGCAAUUAGUCGUUUUUUUAAAGGAGUCUUUAAAAACAGACCACCGAAGCCUAAAUAUGACACCACCUGGAACACAGAGGCAGUUCUAAACUGGGCAGAAGCACUGGGACCGUUGAAAGUCCUGGACCUAAAAUCUCUCACCUUUAAGUUGGUAUCUUUAUUAGCCUUAGCUACAGCCCAUAGGGUUCAGACAUUGUCCCUAAUCAAAAUAAGUGACAUGACAAUUUCGAAGAGCAAUGUUAUCAUAAAGAUAUCGGAGCAAAUUAAAACAUCUAGAGUCGGAGUUGCACAACCCUCGUUCAGUCUACCAUUUUUUAAAGAGCGAAAGGGCGCUUGCGUCGCCACGGCGUUGUUGAAACACAUAAAAAGAACCAAAGUUCUAAGAGGGAGUGAAGACUACCUGUUUAUUACAAUUAAGAGGCCCUACCAUAGGGCAACUGCGCAAUCAAUAAGCCGCUGGAUAAGGUGCUGCCUCGUAGAAGCCGGAAUAGAUCCCAAAUACACUGCUCACAGCACGAGACACGCAGCCACGUCUGCUGAAGAGGCGAGAGGUUUAGAUGUAAACAUCAUAAAGAGUACAGCUGGAUGGUCAGCCAGCUCACAGGUGUUCGCAAAGUUCUACAAACGCCUGAUAGAACCAAGAAAAGAAUCGUUUGUAGAGGUGUUAUUCAAUCAACAGGGUGAAUAA
This is a messenger RNA of Zophobas morio, 1752 nucleotides long. RefSeq lists its product as uncharacterized. The transcript has 5 exons. Gene Ontology annotation, molecular function: DNA binding. Bases 1 to 1752 code for a protein of 583 amino acids. NCBI's taxonomy places the organism in Eukaryota, Metazoa, Arthropoda, Insecta, Coleoptera, Tenebrionidae. Gene Ontology annotation, biological process: DNA recombination; DNA integration. The record is from RefSeq and is a predicted model, not a curated record.